UUGAGCGACCUCGGUAGAGCUGAAACUCUGAAAAAGAUACAAUAUUAAUUCAAGUGGUGAUGGUUGAAUUAUUUUGAAGUUACUUGAAGAUGUAAUAUAGGCUAGCAGUGAAAUAAUUAGUAGAUUUCUUUUGUUCUAGAUCCGGUAUUAGGCCAUUAUAAUUUUUAUGCCUCAUUUCUGGAAGGAUUUAAAAGGAAGCGAGCGGUCAUACUAAUUCGUACUAGGCCGCGAGUUAUCGUACGUAAGUAAGUGAAGGUAAUCCAAGGUAGGUGUAAGGCUAGAAAAAAUUCAGCUUUUUCGGUGCUGUUUCAUAAACAAAUGUUUGUAGAUUCUCUUGCACUUUUGCAUUCAUCUGAACUGGUUAUAUUGUAUAGUCAAUUAAUGCAGUCAAACAAGGCUUUGAUCAAGAUUGGCCAAAACAAGCGAUUACUGGAUCAGUGUCUUUGUUAUAUUCGCCAUUGUAUUCACCACGUUUCGCUUCAAGUGAUUUUGCAAUUUGAAUAACAAUGUGAAAUCCAUGGAAAUGAUGUACAAGAAUGAUUUAAGAAUUGGCUCCUCGAAUCGACACAACUAACGUACAUCAGCUCGUACCGUGUUCUAUACGUGAAUAUAUUCAUUGACAGCAAAAAAUAAUUGAAUUGUGGAGUACUUAAUGAUAGCGUAAACUCAGACCCAGUUUUAAGAAGUUGUAUACGCCACAACGAUGUAGAGAGACCACAGCUACAAAGAAAUAAUAACAAUAUCAGAAAGAAAUCUUGAAACGGUGAUAUCAAUGUCUGUCAAGACGAAAAGGACGACCACUACACUAAAAAUACACGUUAAAGGAUCAUUGAAUGAUUACCUUAGAACAGCCACAACGAAACCGCAUGCUUCGAGCUAGAGGCAGUCAGUUGUCAAAAAGGAGUGCAGUUUGAAGAAAAAAUAAAGGGUUGAGUGCUUAACAGAAGUCUAGUUAUGAGGUCCAUCUUCAUCGUCUUAUUCUUGCUUGUUGGGUUAUCAAAAGGAUUGCUUUCUGGCUGUCCAAAACAGUGUGAAUGUGGAAGUACUUUCCGCUGCACGGUCAAAGAUCUAAGGACGCUAGGGACCUUCCUCCCAUACAACGUCACAAGACUAGAUCUAUCAUCGCAAGGUAUAACCGAAGUGCCUGACGGGAGUUUCAUCAACUACACCGAUUUAGUUUACUUAUCACUUGCAAACAAUUCCAUACGAUCGCUGUCAAGGAAAUCUUUCUUAGGCUUGCAAAAACUACAAGAACUUCACCUUCAAAACAACGGCAAGAUACAGAUGGAUGAGAAAGUAUUCAGCUUUUUACGAUCGUUAAAAGUCAUCCAUCUCGAAGGGAACCAAAUGAACACGCUCGAAGCGGGCAUCUUCAACCUCACCAAAACCAUCAACAUCACCAAAGAAACCAUGAAAGAGAAUAUUCAUUGUAACUUCUACAAGAAGCCCCUGACAGAAUGCAUCGGCCCGCAUAUUCCCAAGUGCAUAGAAGCACUGAACUUGAAAGACGAGGAACUCGCGAAAUUCGAAAUCCAAGGUUGCGCGCAUGCGCAGUGUGAUGUCAAAGAAACGGGCAAGACGAUCGAGUGCUACAUGGCUUCGAGGAAUGCUAACGAGACGUCUUGGAGUAUCCUUGGAGAUAAUUCAGCCGUUAAGCUUGCGUUAUGGACGUUUGGCCUGCUUGCCGUCGCGUCAAACUUUCUCGUACUUCUGACGCUGGCUUGCAAUAGUGACGCCCGCAAGUCAGCGGUGUGUGUCUUCGUCAUGAACUUGUUGCUAGGCAACAUACUCAUUGGCAUCCAUCUUGUCAUUUUUUCUGUGUCAGACACCUUAACAUACGGGAACUUUAAACGAUACGGUGAAGGACGAUGGGAAAUUCAAUGGUGUUUACUGUUAUUUUGUAUCAAGUCUAUUGGACUAAUUCUGGUGGUGUUGUCACUAGUUCUUGUGACAAUAGAGAGAAUUCUAGUUAUAUUUUUCAAUUCUCCUCGACAUAUUGACUGUUGUCGAUCCAUUGGUUAUGUCAUGGAGAGUUGGUUAUUCGCCGGUGUUGUGGUCAUUGUAUUGUGGACCAAAACUGGAUCAUGGGGCUACCUGUGUUCUACACACGCCAACAGCAGAGACUUCAUAGACAUCGACAAAGGAAUCAAAAUCAGCCUGUUUGCAGUCUGCGUGGUAUUAAUAAUAUUAUACAUUUGUUUACUCUGUCGAGUCAAACGAAAAAAACACGAGAAUCRUGAAUACAGGACUACUGUGCGCAUGCUCAUACUUUUACUCUCGACAUUCAUCUUCUGGGGUGCUCCAUAUAUGGUCAUGGUAUUGGUCGUACCCAGGUUUCUAACGGUCACAGUGUCCAUGCAGACAUUAGCUAUUUCACUGACCGUCAAUGCAUGUCUCCAUCCGUUUAUUUAUUCGUACGAUAACGAUAAUCUAGAGAAUUUGUACAGUGCUUUAGCGUGUAAAAGAGACUCGUGUUUAUUUGUCCCUCUGGCCGUGCAAGGACAGACGUGUCUUCCUAAAGAAGAUGACAAGGCUGAACAAGAACGUGACGUCGAGCUCGGAACCGUACCGCGCAAGAGGUCACUGGAGUCAAUAUCGGUUCCUGAACACCACCUUUCCAGUACAUAUAGUACCGAGGCUUGCGCUAGACUCUCUGGAAUCCCUAAUACUACAGGUUUAGUAGCUGUUAGAGGGUCUGAGGUGUCAAAAACCGAAGGCGCUGUCAUCAUUAGGAAUAAGUCCCCAACAGAAUCCAAUUAUCAAGAAGAUUGUUCAAUCCUCGUUCAUUCAGCGCCAUCUUCUCCCGCUGCUUCGACUACAGGAGCACGACCAUUUAUCAUCGAGGAGCACAGCGAGUGCGGGACCUUGUCUUCUGAUACUAAUGUCACGUGGCUAAGUAGUGACUGUCCAAGUCAUGCGCAUUUGCGGAUAGGAGAUGGGAAUUCGACCACAUCGAGUCGAGCGUCGUCGAUCCCGUUAGGCAAGUCAGCGACAUCACCUCGUAUUCCUAGAAAAAGAUUAUCUUCUGUGAAGUCAGACUCGGAGAAAAGUGACGAUGAGGAAACUCACAGACGGAAGUCUCCUCCACCUUGUAUACCAAUCCCGGUUCUUGAAGAAGACAAUAAAAAUGAUCAACAGAAAACAGAAGAUGUCAGCAAGAGCAGCCGUCCAAUGUCUCCUGUUGAGAAGCUUUUUAAAGUUCUUUCACCGAAGAUGAGAAAGAAGCGACCAAAAACUGACGAAGGUCUUACUGGUGACCCUAAACCCUCAGGGGUAAGCCAAGGUAAGAGGUCAAAAUCAAUGUUACUUGGAAAAGAAGCCAAAACGACUCAAGUCAGCGAGAAUGUGCUGGAACCACUUCCUCCUGUAGUACUGCGGGAUAGGAAAACGUCACAGGCUCGGGAUAAAAGGAAUGCGGUAGUUGUCAUGGAAACAGGAGAGAAGGGAUUAGAACUAAAGCGACCGUUGAGUCCAAACGAGGAAAAUGACACAAGAACGAAGGCUGGUUCAUUUUCGGUAGGAAAGCCAGCGAACCCUAAAUCCAUGCUGAGACUAAGCAACAAAGACAAGAAGAAGAGGAAGAUUAAUCGUAGUCUUUCUGAACCCGUGCCGAAAGUACGAAUCUACGAAAAUCCCGUGGCGGAUUUUGAGAACAAUAACAAAACAACGGAGGACAGAGACGUCAUAUCAGGUGGAGAAAGUGUCCCCACGUCUCCUACGAGAAUAUUAGCCAAGUUAGAAGAAGGCGAUACCGUACCUGAACUACCCAAAGGCAUCAAACCUAAGUGUCGAAAUAGUACUUCAUCUACGAGUUCUAGCUUACGAUUAUCCAAUAAGAGUCUAGAAUGGGAUCCGAGCUAUGUCGAUGAGACGUACUCAGAUGCCCUACCCCCUCGCCCCACAGCACCACCAAAGGAAGCCCAAACAUCGAACACACCUUCAUCGAGUCAGAGAUCUAGUUAUUCAGGCGAUCAAGUGGAUUCUAACUUCAAGGUAGAUCCAUCGAGUAGGUUCAGUCUGGAGUGGGAUCCUACGAGCGUACAGAUGAGACUCAGCGUUAUCUCCCAUGAGUCGAGCGCGGGCUCAAGUUCCGAACCGUCGAGCGAACCAACUGUAGUAUAAUUGCCCUAUUUCACUAUGACGUCACUGCUUGUUUAUGUGGGGGAUAGAAUCGCCAAAUCCAAUAGAAAAUUCAACAAAAUUUGCUCCUAGUAAAACAGUUUAAUCUAAAAUGGCCUGGUUUUC
Messenger RNA from Actinia tenebrosa (Australian red waratah sea anemone), 4245 nucleotides. RefSeq lists its product as uncharacterized. Gene Ontology annotation, cellular component: plasma membrane. Gene Ontology annotation, molecular function: G protein-coupled peptide receptor activity; protein binding. The record is from RefSeq and is a predicted model, not a curated record. Lineage: Eukaryota; Metazoa; Cnidaria; Anthozoa; Actiniaria; Actiniidae. Gene Ontology annotation, biological process: adenylate cyclase-activating G protein-coupled receptor signaling pathway; hormone-mediated signaling pathway; activation of adenylate cyclase activity.